GGCUCAAGGAGCCACUGAGCAAACAGCUUUUCAGAGAGCUUCUACUCAGCUGUCAGAGGGGGCAGUUUGGUCUCUGUGCAAGCAAUACUCACAUUCCAAACUGCAUUAGAGAAAAGCUGGUGGGGGUUUAUGCAUUUUUAUUAUCAGUUCCAGACCAGGAAUUUGAUGCUAAUUUUUUCUUGAAGCCUGUGUUUGCAGUAGAGUUUAUAUUCUAAAACAAAGCCAGGAUUGUGAUGUUUUUCUCUCACUAGCUUGUUCUUCUUUAUCUUUUCUUUUUUUUUCCUCCCCUUGGCUUUACUCCAAGGACCUUUUCUGCUUGUUUGUUACACUCUCAAGAUGAAGCACUGGAUGGUUACAGCAGUGCUGAUAGCACUGGUACAGGUUUCUCAGAGUUUCCCUGCCUUGUACCACCGAGGUUGGUGGAGGCUGCUAAGGGAAGGAGAUAGUUGUGGAAAAUGCGAUUUGACGCUUUGCUCUGAGCCUAAAGACUGUCCAGCCGGGACUGUGUUGGAUCGUUGUGGCUGCUGUCUGGAAUGUGGGAAUGUGGAAGGUCAGAUCUGCGACUUGGACCAGGGCAAUCAUUUUUAUGGGCAGUGUGGGGAUGACCUCGAGUGCAGGCUGGAUGCUGAUGAAGCAAGGUUUGGGGAAGUCCCCGAACCCCAGUGUGUGUGCAAGUCUCAAGAGAGCAUCUGUGGACCCGAAGGGAAAACCUACGAGAACAUCUGUCAAUUCAACAAGGCUUAUGCUGCAAAAAGAAAUAUCAGCAUGAAACAUAAAGGGCCAUGUGAAUCAGCUCCUGUUAUUUCUAUGCCACCUCAGGAUGCCCAGAAUUACACAGGCAAUGAUGUCAUUUUUGGCUGUGAGGUGUCAGCCUAUCCUAUGCCACACCUUGAAUGGAAAAAAAAGGGGAAUAAAAUGUUUCUGCCAGGAGAUGACACCCACGUCUCAGUUCAGGCAAGAGGUGGGCCUCAGAAGUAUGGUGUGACAGGUUGGCUGCAGAUUCAAGGACUCAAAAAGUCAGAUGAAGGCAUUUACAUAUGCCACACCAGAAAUAAGUAUGGUGCAACAUAUGCCUCUGCAAGACUGAAAGUUGUUGACGACCCAUCUCCUCCAUUUGCAUUUACUGCUGGAAGUAGAAGUGCAAGCUACAGCAUUGAAUAUGAGGACUAUUAUGACAAUUCUGAUGAAGAUGAUGAUGAAGAAUAUGAAUCUGGGAACUAUGAUAACGGAAACAACUCUGAAUAAUAGUUUUUAUACAUCUGUUGUCCAAUACCUUUCAUACUGUUAUAUUUACCAGUAAUCUCUGUGCUGUAAAUGGCUCCUCUGCUAACACAUGUAUAUCCACCUUCCUGAAAUUCAGCUUUGGAUAAAGUGUAUCAUGCUACUCAGCAGAAAUAAGAACAUUUGUAACACCUCACAUUUAAAUUGUUAAAUAUAAUGCUUCAACAUGCACCUUUCUACUAGAUAUACCAAAGGCAUCAAAUUUUAUGAUAAUUUUAAAAUUAUUUUAUAAUUUCUUUCACACAUUCUAAUUUGUCUAGCAAAAAUGUCAAUAGUUAAACAAAAUUUUUACCUUGUAUCAAUUUGCUUUUUUUCUAUAAUGUACUACAAAAUAUCAAAAGAUUGUUCACAUGGCAACAAGCCUAAGUAUGGAGUUUGCAAACUAGUCUUUAAUCUCCUUAGUUCCUGUUUUCUCUUAAGUUUCAGCAAGAUUUUCCUUCUCAUUUGAAAUGUUCCAUGAUUAGUCUCAUCAAAUGUGAAUUAUGUGUCUUUUGGGGGAUUAUUUUGUUUACUUUUAAUAGAUACAUGAAGCAAUCCCAGUUUAAAGCAAGUAAGUGCUGUUUUAUUGGCAAUACUCAGAUAUUCCUAGAAAAGAUUCUUUGUGCAUUCAAGCAGCUGAGCACACCUUUGAACUCCUCUUUGUAACAGCUCCUGCGUUUCUCCUCAAAGUGCUGGCUCCUUCCCCCAGCCCAGGGAGCGGUUCAGAGUUUGGGAUGGUUACUUCACUCUGAACAGGGCAGUGUUUGGUGGCAUCACUGCAGUUUAAAGGCAGCAGUGGCUCUGUAGCUCGGUGCCUGCUUUUCAAACACAGAGAUCUGCCCUACAAGGGUUCCUUUAUCUUGUGCUGUGAACAAAUUGCUCCUACUCUGACCCAUCCAUGCUAUGUCCGACUCAAGCACAGCCAGCAUUGCCAGGCUGCUGGAAACGGCAGCAGAAAAGCAGGAAUCGUUCUUUUUGAAACCCACUGAACACAUGCACAUUAUUCAAAUCAAUCCACAGGAACCAGACAGCAAAGGAAACGGGUUCAAAAACACGAUACUUCUGAGUGUAGAGUGAAAAAUUUCUCCAAUUGCUUUAGUUAACUAUUUACAUGAAGGCUGGCUCUGAAUUAACGUGUGACUGAAGACAUCAACUAUGAAACCCACUUCUGGGGGGCACUUACAUCUCUGGUUCCUAUGGGCUGAGGGCAGAUGAACAGAGGUAAAUUACUCAACAUUUAGGACUAAGGAAGCAGAAGUUCAGGCAACUGCUUGGAAAGCCUUGGUAUCUGCAGUCUUCUUCAUCCAAGGGACAAACUCACAUAGUGAUUACUGCACACACCAAGGUAACCAUGAGUUAAAUUGAUGGCGACAAGAAAGCUUCAGGGGCAAUGCUACUGUAUGCAUACACGUGUAGGAUUUUUAUGCAUAUACAAUGCAUCACAAAUUCCUUCUUUAAUGUGCUAUUUGCGCCUUUUUUGCUAUUAGAAAGAUUUUUUCCUUUCAAUUUGAAUUACUUUAGGAAAUUGGCUAUAGAAUGUGUUUGCCCUGAGGUAUUAUUGACCUUUGCCCAGGUAGCAAACAAGCAAAGAAAAAUUUAUUUCAUUUCAGACUUCACAGAGUAUUGUCAACUUGUGAUAAGAAAGCAUGUAAUUGUGUCACUGAAAAAGAUUAAUUAGUUUAAAUUAGGAGUAUGAAGUGGCUUCAUAUUUGAUUACUGAUUUUGCUUUUAUGGACUCUUCCUGGUCUUCUUAGUGAUAUGUCUAGUAACUUCUUUUGUUUAUCCAUUAUAUAUUAACUUGAACAUAAAGUUAUCUGGUAGAAAUCGCUGAUUAUUUUUUAUGAAACUAUUUAAUAUAUUCAGGAUCAAUUGUGAUCAGCAUUGCAAACUAAUGAAUUAGAGUACUAAAGUCAUCACUAAAUGGUGGCAAUAUAUAUUGGCGUAGCCUGGUACAUGGCCCAGAAAAUAAUCUUGAAAUCAUUAGCCAUAGGAAGAAAUUAGAAUUCUUCAGGGCCUUUUGCUGUUGUUAAUGUAAAAUGAAAAACAGAAAGAAAAGAAUGUUUGAAUGAGGAAAUAUGCAGCACAACCAAAACAAAUACCAGUCUGUGAGUGCUUGGCCUGAUGGACUAUGUCUAUUUAAGAAAAGCUAACCUUCGCAGAACAAAGGAUUCUAAAUUAAAUAUGUUGCAUUUCUCUUGUAUGUAUUUUUUUAACAUAUUUAACAAUAUAUAAGCCAUUCCUUUCAGUAAGAAAACUGCAUUUUAGGAAAAAUACCGAUGUGAUGCAAAAAGACAAGGAACACUGAUACCCUACACAAUUCCUAGUUCCUUUUUUAUGGGAGAAGACAGAAAUGGCUGGUUUUGUUGACAUGCUUUAAUCAAGUCAUUUAACAUUAAAUUAUAAGAAGUAUGGAGAAGGUUCAGCCCUCUCUAAGCAGCAUGGUAAAUGAACGGAUCUAACUGUGAAUGGAUUGCCUGUAGCAACAGAUAACCCAAAGUAAGAGCAAGUUCAAAAAGCUGGUUUUAUUCCACCUAGCAGGAAACAAGCUGAAAACUAUGCUUUAGUCCUGGUACUGUAUCUUGUGAAGCAGACCUAAACCCUUGUUUGAUUGAGCUUCCAUUGAACACUGCAAGAAUUUUGUUAUUUUCCAUGGAAGCAAGUCUGAAUUUCAUGGCACAGCUUCCUCCUGUCACAUAAGCAUCUUUACUCUGUCAUCUCCCCCUCCCAUGUAAAGGUUCUAUAAAAGUUGCCAAAGAAAUUAUGCUACUUAAUGCAGCUUUGUCCUUUGGCCUAGGACCCUGACAUAGGCUGGGGUAUUUUCACAAUCUAACAUUCUUACUCGGUGUGGUAAAUCUCAGGAGUUUUGUCAGGUAUUAGUCUAGGAAUCCACUAAUUCCACUAGACCAAUUUUUUUCCUCUUAAAAUAAUCAGGCUAUAGCUGACAGAAAUCGGCUAUAGAAAGGCAAUUGUGUUUCAGAGAUUAAAAUAAUUCAAUGAUGAUUAAAUCAGGUGCAGUCACAGGGCUGCACUGUGCAGCUGAGCACGGAGCCAAGUGUGUGCUCCCUGCCUGUCCCUGGCACAAGCUUUGUGCUCUCCACUUGUUAGUGCUCAGCUGUCACCACAUGGAGACCCAGGCUGGGGGGGAACAGACGUUCCUGGCUAGGAAGAAACACACUUAUUCCAGACAAGCUGGAAAUUGGCUCAUCCUGCAGAAACCCCAUUUCUCACUCACACUGAGGUACAUGUGCUGUCCAUAGACUCUGCUCCUUAACUGUUUAUUUAACUUAUUCACCUCAUUUCUGUUUUAAUUUUGCUUCAGUCUCAAAUAAUUAAUUAAGGUAUUUUGUACAAAAGUGUAAGGUUAAGUGAUUCAACUGUGAUAGUUCAUGUACAAAGAAAUUACUUUUCUUCUCCCCCCUAUUAAAUUGUCAUAACUCAACCUUGCUACCAAA
Messenger RNA from Pipra filicauda (Wire-tailed manakin), 4712 nucleotides. RefSeq names its product kazal-type serine protease inhibitor domain-containing protein 1-like. The record is from RefSeq and is a predicted model, not a curated record. The coding region runs from base 337 to 1245 and encodes 302 amino acids. NCBI's taxonomy places the organism in Eukaryota, Metazoa, Chordata, Aves, Passeriformes, Pipridae. Gene Ontology annotation, molecular function: insulin-like growth factor binding. The transcript has 4 exons. Gene Ontology annotation, biological process: regulation of signal transduction; regulation of cell growth. Gene Ontology annotation, cellular component: extracellular region.